CGAGCACUUUGAUGAAGUUGCUCCUAGACUUCCCAUGAUCGAAUGAACUCCUUCGUCUCUCGUCCCAUCCCUCUCUGUCAUCCUUCAGUCUUCCAUACCGCGCCUGCCUCCCUCUCAGGCGUUCCGUGCUUGGGGCAAUGCUGCUGGCAGGCCCGUUUGGCCGACCUAAUAAUGCUCCGAGCCGUAGCAUAAUUCGCUGCGCCCGACCUCUUUUGUCACAGCCCUGGACGCCACAUAGCCGAUCCUUUUGCUAUUCCCAUACCCUCGGUUCCCUCAAGACCGUCCCUAAACCUCGUCCAUCCCCGAAUCCUCUGGCCAAAGAUGUGGCUGUCAUAGGUGGAGGAAUCACGGGCCUCACAACUGCAUACUACAUUUCUCUCUAUAUUCCUCAUGCCAAGAUCACAAUCUACGACAAAUCUGACAAGCUUGGAGGAUGGAUGUCUUCAGAGAAGCUUGCGGUGAAAGAUGGCCAUGUCCUCUUCGAGUGGGGUCCGAGGACUCUGCGACCCGAUCUGGGUGGCUCAGGAGCAGCAACCGCGAACCUGAUUGCCAGUCUUGGUUUGUACAAUGAGAUAGUGCCAACCCCCAAAACCAGCCCUGCUGCAACCAAUAGAUACAUCUACUAUCCCGACCAUCUGGUUCGCAUGCCCGGCCCAGCGACUGGUCCCAUGUCGUACCUCUCAAAUAUCGUCACUCUGUUGACUGAGCCGAUUUUUCAAGGAGCUAUAGGAUCAAUGCUGGCUGAGCCUUUUGUCCAAGAUCGAUCCAAGGCCUUGAGGGAUGAAUCCGUCGGCCAUUUCCUAGAGCGAAGAUUUGGCAAGACCAUCACUCACAACCUAGCGUCCGCUUUCUUCCACGGGAUCUAUGCUGGUAAUCUGUAUAAACUCAGUGUGGAGACUCUCCUUCCACGUUUAUGGGCGAUUGAGGGCGGAGAAGCAAAUGAAUCCAUGGGCGUUCUGCUCCGGAUGGUGGAUAUGACGCUCAAAGGGCAGAAACUCGUCAACCUUAGCGAUGUCGCCUUCCGGGAGUUCAAUAGCAGUCUUCAUCUGGCAGAAGGCUUAAACUUGAUCAAGCACGGGGAGACGAUGACACGCAUUCAGAACGAGAGUGUUUACACCUUGGCGAACGGGCUUGGCUCUCUCGCCGCACAGCUGAAGAAAGUCCUAGGUCAGAAUCCCAAUGUCACAAUUCGCGCCGGAUGUCCGAUUGAAUCGGCCGUCUUCGACAAGGCAAGUAAGACCAUCACUCUCCGCGGCGGCAAUGGGAACGAAACGUCAUCUACUCACGAUUACGUUAUCUCGACGUUGGGGCCUGCACCUCUCCAUAACUUUCUCGAAUCAUCUGCAACGUUGAGACAGGCAUCAAUUUCCCCGAGUGUCACAGCCAGUUGCACGCAUGUCAACCGGGCUGUGACUGUGAUGGUAGUUAAUCUCUAUUAUAAAGAGCCAGACAUCAUUCCAUCACAAUACUCUGGGUUUGGCUAUCUUAUACCCAGCUCAGUUCCUGUGGAUCAGAAUCCCGAACGCGCACUCGGUGUCAUCUUUGGCUCGGAGAGCUCGGGUCAACGCGGACCCGACAAUGUUCUCAAGGUCGAGGUACCACGCUCUAUCAUACGAGAGCACAUCAAGCGGGUCGAACGCUCUCUGUCAGAUCUUGAAGCCACCCAAAGUGACUAUAAAGAAGAGCCUAGGCGGCAGCUCAAGUCAAUGCUUAGCACACUCAAAGAGAAAGAAAAAAUCGAGUUCCCGAAUGACAGUGAUGAGACGACUGAGAUGGUGACUCUCCUAGGUCAGGACACUGCACCGGGGACGAAGUUGACCGUCAUGAUCGGCGGGCACUGGUGGGACGGGUGGCAAGAAACGGAUUACCCUUCAGAAUCCGAAGCCGUUGAAAUGGCCAAGUCCUUGUUGGCACGACACCUGAACAUCAUGACUGAGCCAGAAGUCGCAAAGGCCCGCCUCGCCCGCAAUUGCAUUCCGCAGUACCCUGUGGGAUACCGUCAGGACAUGGCAAACAUUCACCGCGGCCUGAUGAGCGAGUAUCAAGGUCGGCUCAAGGUCGCGGGUCCGUGGUGGCAAGGCGCCGUCGGUGUCAAUGAUUGCAUCCGCAAAGCCAAGGAGAUCGCCCGGGACAUCCGCGAACAGUGGGACGAGCAUUCCGGCCUCGAGCGAUAUCAGAAGCCCCAAGAGUGGGUUGUCAUCGAUCCUUCAGACCCCGACCCCGUUCAGUAGUUCGGCACUAGCAUCGAACACAGAUGGACUUCUUCCAUAUAUCAAUCAAGACGGCGUGUGUCUAGAGCACUGAAUUUUGAGAAGAAUGUGAUCAAGUAGACCAGCACCGGUGAGCUCCAGUGGCUGAGCAGCAGCCCCUUCUACUCCUUCUACUCCUUCUACUCCUACAUGGUUUGCUCAGGCAAUCCUCGAGGAUCUCUCUCUCUAAAAAUACCCGCCUCCAUCUCAAAGCAACAUUCUCUGGGUCCUGACUUUAAGGUCAUGCCGCUGGAGUGUUCCGGGUCAGGUCCUCGAGCUUGUGUCCUCCCUCCCCAGUUUCGGCUCCAGCUUCAACUCCAGCUUCCACUUGAGCCUCAGCUUCUCGUAGCCGAUCGCGACUGUCAAUUCCUCUUUGCUCAACAAAUGUAGUCGUUGGUACCCACUUGGUAGAACGGCGGGGAAUUGUGUUCUCCAGCAUCAUGUCAAUUUGCUCCAAUGUCAAGCCCUGUGUCUCGGGAACAAGGACAUAGGUGUACACGUAUGCACACCCAGACAAGCAACCCCAGAGAAAGUACAUACGGGACCCAUACCUGGCAUCAUCUGCCGAGGAAAUGUAUGGCAAGAGGAUCCAGGUGACACUAUUCCAGAGCCAGUAAGAGGCUGUGGAUAGUCCAAUGGCUCGAGACCUGAUAGUUGGAGGGAAGAUUUCCCCGACCAGAGUCUAGCUGGUGGGACCCCAGGUGAGCGAGAAUGUGGCCAGCCCAGCGCAAGCUAAGCCUACCUCUGUGAUCAGGGCGAGGCCCAUUCGACCGUCAGCAACACCCAUGCAUGCAAUUAUGACAUGACAGAAAAGCAUGAGAGCAGAGCCCCACAACAAGGCAUUACGGCGACCGACAACCUCGAGGACCACGAAAGAGAAUGGGAGACAAACCACGCAGAUCAGAGUGGGAAUCAACGAGAUGAUGAAAGGGUCAGAGAUUGUGUCGAUGGCUUUGAUGAUAACGGUGACAAAGUUGAGCAAAGCGUUGGAACCAGACAGCUGUUGCAUCAUCAUGAGAGAGACUCCAAGAAUAGUUCGACGGAGGUUGGAGUUGUAGCGUUGUGCCCAGAGUGGCCCAUGAAAACAGUUUGCCCAGUCGGUCAGGUACCGACCCUGUGGAAGUAGCCGGACAUGAUGCUCGUCAUGAGCUAUCAUCUCGUCCAGCUCCGGCGGCAUUUGAUCCAUAUCAGCCAGACUCUGAGGCUGACCUCGAAGAUGUGCAAGGGCUCGCUUCGCUUUGGUCAAAUUCCCGCAUUUGACAAGAUAUCUUGGAGAUUCCGGUAACCACCAGAAGAGCCCGAGUAGGCUCGCCCAGAGAAUUUGGAUGGCAGUGGUGAUUCGAAAGGAAGUAUCCGCGCUAUAGCUCUGGGUUUUAUAGCUCACGCAGAGCGCGACGAGAAGGCCAACGGCAGUUCCCGAGUUGUAGAAGGUCAUAGCCACAGCACGAAAGUGAGGAGGACUGAUCUCGCAGAUAUAGGUCAUCAUGGUGGCGGAAACAAGCCCAAGACCGAUGCCACUGAUGCAGCGUGCGGCUACAGUGGUCGUGUAUUCAGGGACAGCAGUUUGGAGGAUUGCACCGAAGGAACACAAUUGUGAACCAAGGAUGAUGGUGGGCCGGCGACCAAGCCUGUCAGAGAGAUCCCCAGAUGCAACUCGAGCUGAGGUCAGUAUGGCAUGUUGGAUAUUGCAGAAGAGGUACCUUACCUGAACCAAGGAUGGCGCCUAUCCCCAGCACAAAGAUGAUGACAGCUUGCCGUUGAGUCCAGUUCACUGUGAAAGGGUCCAGGCCCAAGGAGCCCUUGCCAUAAGCAGCAUUAUACCCUAUGAAAAUGCCUGAAAGGCACGUCAGUGUAGAGAUGAAGAUGGAUUUGAAAGUCAACCCAAACUCCAUGGGUUGGACGAUUACGGGUCCACUCGGUGUCGUCUGGUUGUCUGCCGUUAGAGUCGACAUUACGAUGCAGUAGAUGAAGAUGAAGAAGGUCCAACUGAAACUUCGUAGUGGAUAAUCUGGGAAUUGCAUAAGGUGAAUGCAGAUUUACCUAUACUCAGAAUGCGUUUUGAGCAAUGCUGAUGGUGAGCAAAAAGGUUGUACAAUGGAGAGAUGGAGAGAUGAAGAGAUGAAGAGAUGAAGAGAUGAAGAGAUGAAGAGA
Exophiala mesophila is the source of this 4400-nucleotide messenger RNA. Its product is annotated as protoporphyrinogen oxidase. The coding region runs from base 138 to 2231 and encodes 697 amino acids. Gene Ontology annotation, cellular component: mitochondrial inner membrane. Gene Ontology annotation, biological process: heme biosynthetic process. Gene Ontology annotation, molecular function: protoporphyrinogen oxidase activity, oxygen as acceptor. NCBI's taxonomy places the organism in Eukaryota, Fungi, Ascomycota, Eurotiomycetes, Chaetothyriales, Herpotrichiellaceae. The record is from RefSeq and is a predicted model, not a curated record. The transcript has 2 exons.